UCUCAGCUGGUGGGAGAAUCGGAGAGGAAAUAGGAAGUGAAGAAGUGAACUUUGUUUCCAGCAGGUUUCUGACUGUUUGGAUGAAGAUGCUGGUUAGGAAAUGACAGCUGUGGGCCUCAGAAGUCCAAGUUUCACUGUGUAUGCUUCCACCAUGAUGCUGAGCUGCAGCGGUCUGGUCGUCGCCCUCCUGCUGUCCCAGGCCAGAGGCUUCCUGAACCUCUCGGAGGACGACGUCCCUGAAGAGUGGGUGCUGCUCCAUGUGGUUCAGGGCCACAUCGGGGCGGGAAACUACAGCUACCUGCGCCUCAACCACGAUGGGAGAAUCAUCCUGCACAUGCGCAGCCUCAAAGGAGACGCGGACCUUUACGUGUCGGAUAAAACCCUCCGGCCGAGCUUCGACACCUACAAGCUGCAGUCGGCCACCUGCGGCCAUGACGUGGUGGUGGUGCCGGGGGACUUCGCGAGGCCCGUCGGCAUCGGUAUUUACGGCCACCCGUCGCACAAGGAGAGCGAGUUUGAAAUGCGGGUGUUUUACGAUCAGACGGUGCUCCAGGACCCGUUUGAAAAGGGCUUGUACUCUUCAGAAGACGGACAUAAGCAAAAGAAAUCCCCUCAGGCUGCAGACGAGGACUUUCAGGAAGAGGAGUCGAUCUUUUGGACGAUUCUAAUCGGACUUUUAAAGAUUAUACUUGAGAUUUUGUUUUGAAAAAUUGUUUCCUUCCUUCCUUUCUUGCUGCUGUGACGGAAGGAGGAGAUUCUGCUUUCUCAGUUAGUUCCGAUACAUUAAAGAUUAUUUUUCUUUCGUUCUGUACGGAUGAGAAAAUGUCACACCAGACUCCAGUGGGAAUUCUAGCAUUUUUAACAAUUCCUUGCUUGUGAUCAAACCUACAUACUUGAUAGAAACCUUUAAAAAAGUUGAAGUAAAUACGUAUCUCUCUCUCUGUUUCCAGUCAAACUGUAAUAAGUAUGUAUGUUUGAAGAUACGCAAAUGAACAUUAACCUGUCAAAUUUA
This is a messenger RNA of Thunnus maccoyii (southern bluefin tuna), 1012 nucleotides long. It is a transcript of the gene c2h6orf120, whose product is annotated as chromosome 2 C6orf120 homolog. The record is from RefSeq and is a predicted model, not a curated record. The transcript has 3 exons. The coding region runs from base 101 to 706 and encodes 201 amino acids. NCBI's taxonomy places the organism in Eukaryota, Metazoa, Chordata, Actinopteri, Scombriformes, Scombridae.